AAAAACCAGGAGGGGAAGGAAGGGACUUUUGUAAAAUUUUGUAAAAUACUUUCCUUCCAAGGGAGGCCUAUACUGAAAGGGGCGUUUUAAACCAGUUCAGAUCUGGGGUGUUUUGAUGUACGAUCAAACCAAUGUCGAGCCCAGAGGGAGAACGCUAUGGGUCCCCCAAGGGCUUUCUGCCCUGUUCCUUUCUGCUAGCAUCCCUCCCCAGGGACCCCACACCGUGUAUAAGAAACUUAAGCCGCCACACUCAACUCCCUACUUCGCCUCUACAAGCCCAUCGUCCUUCCACCUUCUUCGACAGUCCCUGCCCCCCUGACCCAUGGAGACCCCUCUGGAGAAAGCCUUGGCCACUCUGGUGUGCACCUUUCACAAAUAUUCGGGCAGAGAAGGCGACAAACUGACUUUGAGCAGACAAGAAUUGAAGGAAUUGGUAAAACAAGAGCUGGGUUUGGGAGAGAAAAUGAAGGACCGUGGGAUCGACAAGCUGAUGGAAAGCUUGGACAAGAACCACGACGAUGAGAUCGAUUUCAAGGAAUACACCGGAUUUCUCACGGCCCUUUGCAUGUCCUACAACGAAUUCUUCCAACAAGAUGCCAAAUGAGAAGCGUCCUUAAAAAGGGGGGUGGGUGGGAGAG
Messenger RNA from Thamnophis sirtalis, 638 nucleotides. RefSeq names its product S100 calcium binding protein A5 (gene S100A5). The record is from RefSeq and is a predicted model, not a curated record. Gene Ontology annotation, molecular function: calcium ion binding; calcium-dependent protein binding. NCBI's taxonomy places the organism in Eukaryota, Metazoa, Chordata, Lepidosauria, Squamata, Natricidae. Gene Ontology annotation, cellular component: nucleus.